Rhea pennata is the source of this 5979-nucleotide messenger RNA. RefSeq names its product kinesin family member 3B (gene KIF3B). Gene Ontology annotation, cellular component: microtubule associated complex. Bases 125 to 2344 code for a protein of 739 amino acids. The transcript is spliced from 9 exons. Gene Ontology annotation, biological process: microtubule-based movement; spindle elongation; mitotic spindle organization. Gene Ontology annotation, molecular function: microtubule binding; microtubule motor activity; ATP binding. The record is from RefSeq and is a predicted model, not a curated record. NCBI's taxonomy places the organism in Eukaryota, Metazoa, Chordata, Aves, Rheiformes, Rheidae.
CCCGCCCCGCCGUAUCCGGUGCGGCGGGAGCGAGGCGGCCGGGCGGGGGCUCCAUGGUGACGGCGCAGGUUUCUGGCAUUGGAUCAUUCAUUGGUCAGAUCAUACCAGCCAUAGACCUGCUGUCAUGUCCAAGUUAAAGAGCUCUGAGUCUGUUAGGGUGGUGGUACGAUGCCGGCCAAUGAACAGCAAAGAGAAGACAGCUUCGUAUGAAAAAGUAGUUAACGUGGAUGUCAAAUUAGGGCAGGUUUCAGUGAAAAAUCCAAGAGGAACAUCUCAUGAGCUGCCUAAAACUUUCACUUUUGAUGCUGUGUAUGACUGGAAUUCCAAACAGGUUGAGCUCUAUGAUGAGACCUUCAGACCUCUUGUGGACUCUGUUUUGCAAGGGUUUAAUGGGACAAUAUUUGCAUAUGGGCAAACUGGGACAGGGAAAACAUAUACCAUGGAGGGAGUGCGUGGUGAUCCUGAGAAAAGAGGGGUCAUCCCUAACUCAUUUGAGCAUAUUUUCACCCACAUCUCUAGAUCUCAAAAUCAGCAGUACUUAGUUAGAGCUUCUUAUUUGGAAAUUUACCAAGAAGAAAUCAGAGACUUGUUAUCAAAGGAUCAGUCCAAGAGGCUGGAGUUGAAAGAGAGACCAGACACGGGUGUGUACGUUAAGGACUUGUCUUCCUUUGUUACAAAGAGUGUCAAAGAGAUAGAGCAUGUCAUGAAUGUGGGAAACCAAAAUCGCUCAGUUGGUGCCACCAAUAUGAAUGAACACAGCUCUCGUUCUCAUGCCAUUUUUGUGAUCACUAUUGAAUGCAGUGAGUUAGGACUUGAUGGAGAGAAUCACAUCCGUGUUGGAAAACUUAACUUGGUAGAUCUCGCAGGCAGCGAGCGCCAAGCAAAGACUGGAGCGCAGGGGGAAAGGUUAAAGGAAGCUACUAAAAUCAAUCUCUCCCUGUCAGCUUUGGGCAAUGUUAUAUCUGCCUUAGUGGAUGGCAAAAGCACACACAUUCCAUACCGGGACUCAAAACUAACUAGGCUUCUUCAAGACUCUUUAGGUGGCAAUGCCAAGACUGUGAUGGUGGCCAAUAUAGGCCCUGCUUCUUACAAUGUAGAGGAAACUCUUACAACACUGAGGUAUGCCAAUCGUGCCAAAAACAUCAAAAACAAGCCAAGAGUGAACGAGGAUCCUAAGGAUGCUCUGCUACGAGAAUUCCAGGAAGAAAUUGCUCGACUAAAAGCACAAUUGGAAAAACGGUCUAUUGGCAAAAGGAAGAGGAGGGAUAGAAGGAGAGAUGGUGGGGAAGAAGAGGAGGAUACUGAAGAGGGAGAGGAUGAAGGGGAUGACAAAGAUGACUAUUGGAGGGAACAACAAGAGAAGUUAGAGAUCGAAAAAAAAGCUAUUGUUGAGGAUCACAGCUUGGUAGCAGAAGAAAAGAUGAGACUGCUGAAAGAGAAGGAGAAGAAAAUGGAGGACCUGAGGCGAGAGAAAGAAGCAACAGAAAUGCUGAGUGCUAAAAUCAAGGCAAUGGAAAGCAAGCUUCUAGUGGGAGGGAAAAAUAUUGUGGAUCACACAAAUGAACAGCAGAAAAUCCUGGAACAGAAACGUCAGGAAAUUGCAGAACAGAAACGUCGGGAGCGAGAAAUCCAACAACAGAUGGAAAGUCGGGAUGAGGAAACACUGGAACUGAAGGAGACCUAUAGUUCGCUACAGCAAGAGGUGGACAUAAAGACCAAAAAACUCAAAAAGUUAUUUUCCAAGCUGCAGGCUGUGAAGGCAGAGAUCCAUGAUCUUCAAGAAGAGCACAUCAAGGAGCGUCAGGAACUGGAACAGACUCAGAAUGAGCUUACCAGGGAACUAAAGCUAAAGCACCUGAUUAUUGAAAAUUUUAUUCCCCUGGAAGAAAAGAAUAAGAUCAUGAACAGAUCAUUCUUUGAUGAAGAGGAGGACCAGUGGAAACUGCAUCCCAUAACUCGUCUGGAUAACCAGCAGAUGAUGAAAAGACCAAUAUCCGCUGUAGGAUACAAGAGGCCAUUGAGCCAGCAUGCCAGGACAUCCAUGAUGAUUCGUCCAGAAGCCCGGUACAGGGCAGAAAACAUUGUAUUACUGGAGCUUGACAUGCCCAGCCGAACAACUAGAGACUAUGAGGGUCCAGCCAUUGCUCCCAAAGUUCAGGCUGCUCUAGAAGCUGCUCUGCAGGAUGAAGAUGAGAUACAGGUAGACGCUUCAACGUUUGAGAGCACUUCAAAUAAAAAAUCAAAAUCCAGGCCUAAAACUGGAAGGAAAUCAGGGGCAUCCUCUUCAGCAGGCACCCAUAGUUCUCAGCUUUAUCCACAGUCACGAGGGCUGGUUCCAAAGUAAAACCAGCAAUUUCUCUCCAGGGUGUGAACAGCCUUUGCCUUCUGAGAGCAGAGACAAGUAAAAACCUGCACAGAGAACUCCCAGCCAAACUCCAAACCCUUUCCCCUGGAGAUGGCCUCUUUGCUGUUUAACUGACUUGUGCCAGUCCAGGUGCAUUGAGACACAAGAAGAUACGUGUUUGCCAUUCAGCAUUUGGCCUCUGUGGGAAACAGAUUUUAGUUAGGAAAUCAGAAAUGCAUGAGGUACGUUAAAGUGUAUUAGAAGCAGUGGGAAGCAUGGGGAUCACCUCACAGCAUCACCGUCCCUCCUUCUGCACUAGUCCUUUUGCUGCACUGGGCUUUUGUUUUUGCUGUUGGGCAAUAAGAAGAUAGAGUUGAAAGUCAUCUCAGCAGAACCACCACUACAGAACUUCAUAGUGAGAACCAAAUGAGGUUAAAAAACGGAGGGUAUAUCCAAACUUGACUAGGUGUUUAGUUUUUUUCUCUUCCUGCUUAAAAGACUGGCAUCAUCAUUUGGGGUUAAUAAAUUGGUCUGAACAGUCAGGAUGACAGCUGUCAUCAUGUACUCACAGCUAGAUAGCUGUGCCUCCCUUUAGAAAUGUAGAAAAAAAGGGUCUUGGAAGCAUCUUUGUGCUCUCUGGAAAAGAAGCAAUAGAAACUGAAAUCCUUCACUUGUUUACAGGCAUAUGUUAAGAGCUCCUCCAAACUGACCUCAUAUAGACCUUACCCCUAUCAGUAGGAACCACCUUGUCAACAAAUAUAUCUGCAUACCAGUGCCAGCUCCAUAGCAAUCUUCCUCUCUCUCGCCUCCAUUUUUACCCCUGGCAUUUUAAACCAAUAUCCAUACUGACUCUCUGAACUGUGGGGUGAUGGAUGACCGUAUUCUCAAAUCUCCCGCUGUUCGUAUGAAAUGUAGCAUUGGCUUGGAGCUUUCUUCCUAGCAGGCUCAUAGGGCUGAGCUCUCCCUUUUAGGCUGGGUAGAGAGCAGAGCUCCAUAAUGUGAAGCUAUCUUUAAGUGCACUGUUCUUGUAAGUAUGGUCCCUCCUCUUGAUGUCUAAGGAGGUUCAGUAUUUGAUACCUUCUAUGUCUUUCCUGUUCCACAUUAGAACUUUUCCCUUUCCACCUCCCAGACCACUCAGGGCCUGGUGGGAGUGAAAGCCCCAUGUAACUGAGUCUGAGUGAUGGAAUCUGGUAUUAAUUCCAGGGGUUGUACUUUGAAACAAGGGAGGAAGAACUCCUGCUUUUGAUGGUCUCUUUCUAAAGCUGCCCUAUGACUAAAGCAGGCUGCUGUAAUGCUGCAGGCUUGUGUGGCAGAGUAGAGGGAAGUGGAACUGCCCUGUUGAAGACAGAGUAAGGUGUUUCUGUCUAGUGUCUCACAGCUCGGUUGUAACUUUUAGUUCAUUGUAUAUUGAGACUUGGGAUGUUACUUUUUCUGGUUGCUGUUGGCUGUCAUCCUAUGAAUGUUUUUACCUGUUUCCUCUUCCUCACUGAUGACUUCCUCCAGACUGACAUGUGUGAGUGUAUGAGGACUUGCCUGGUUUUAGAAAUGCUCUGAUGUAUGGACUCUACCUUGUGUGCUCGUUAAGUAUCCGCUGAGUGACUUCGUCCAGGCUGGAGAACUCCAUUGUAUCUGACCCCCAUGAGCAGAAGGAACUGAACACUCAGCACAGAGCUCACCUGCAUCUUGCGGGCAUGAUGCCUCGGUGAGCCAGCUGCCCAGGUGGGCCCAGGUUAAAUUCUGACUCAGCUGCUUUGAUUCAUGGAGUACUUUUCUGGAUCACAAAAUUAAUAUAUAUAUAUAUAUAUCUUAGUUUUGGUGGAGGAGAGAGGGGUUUGCCAGUAGUUGAAAGAGUAGCCAUCUGACAAAUUUCUUUCAACCUGAAAAUGGAAACAUGGCCUAAUCUUUCUUUCUAUAAACCACUGUUUAUGUACAAAGAGUCUUUUAAUUGGCUCUUGUUGCAUAACAUAGUGUCAUCUUCUUUCCGUUUCCCUGCUUUUUCCCUCUAGCACAUAAUCUUCUGUACUUCAGUGUUUAAAAGAUAAUUGUACGGCUUAAGCACUCAGAAAAAUUGAAAUGAAACAACGGGAUUCUACAAGCUGAAAUAGCAACAUAAUACAUAUACACAUAUAUGUACAUAUCUAUGUACACAUAUGUUUCUAUAUGAAUAUGCAUGCACAGACACAACUGUGUUUGCACAUGUGUGCACUUCUUCAGUCACUGCUAUUCCAUAGGGAAUUCUUUAUUAAACUCAAAAGCUGAAAACUCCCCUUGUGGCAGGAUUGGUACAGUGGAAAUCACAGUGCAAACCCAAACUGUUCUUGUUGUAGUGUUAAUAAGCUAGCUGGUUAAUAUGUCAGAAAGACUCUGCUUUUAAUUUUGUAGAAAUUCAUUAGCAAGGUGAAAGAAAUUCAUUAGGAUGGAAAAAGAAUAAAAUUGAAUAUUUAGUCACUGUAUUUAUAUCGGAGCUGUGGAUAGAGAUGUGGUUAGUGUAUUCAUGGGCAAUCUCAGAUUGUUACAGAAGCUUUUAGAUUCUCAUUUUGUUUGACUUACCCAUGAAUAGAUACUCAGUGGCACUGAUAUUAAGAUAAAACAUAUAGUCAUGGCCCUACAAAACAUACUGAGUUCUGGCUUGAAGUUUUUAAAAAAUGAUUCUGCCAAGCUUGCGUCUCUCUGGAUGUUAUCUGAACCAUCUGGGCUUCCUGCAGGUUAACAGCCAAAGACAGGAAAUCCAGCAGACUCCUGGAAGAGGCCCUUGGACAGUGUGCACAAUCAUAGUCUCUUCACAGGAAUGUUAAAUAUCCUUCUCAUCUUUGCUCUGGUCUGUAUAAUGGGAUCUAACUUUUUUAAAAGUUACACGCAGUAAAAGUAGGUCUUUGGCUCUGGGAGCAAGCACCACGUGAAAAAAUGAAACAUAUGAAUUAAAGCACUUUCUUAAAAUCCUUAAUAUAGGUCUGAUUGCCUUUUUAAAAAUAUUUGCAUGCUGCUUGAAUCUUCAAAAACACAUACGUCUGUCCUAGCAUUUUGGACUACAUCGAUGCAUUAUACAGAUCAGGCUUCUGUUAAAAGAGUUUUUUUUUUUUUUUCCUUUUGAUGUAGUAAGUCUGCCUUCACUGAACAUAGAGUGUUUGCCAACUUUCAGACAUCUCUAAAAUGGAUCUGUCCUCUCUUCUCAUCUGUUUACCAUGCACCAGGGUUUAAAAGGGAGCAGUGUGACAGUUGUAGGUCUGUUUCUGCUGUGUUGAAACACAAAUCGGAAGAACAUAACCUGCAACAGCCGUAAUUAGAUGCUGAGAUGGGGGUGAAUGAGAAUACUCAUCCUGUUUGCUCUGCACUGUGGAGUGGUGGGCUUAACUCUCUAUGGUCUGGGCGCUUAUUACCUUCUUCAGUUCCCUGUUUUUGAAAUGAAGUGCCCGAGGGUCUCCUCGUGGGCACAGCUGUCUUUAUGAGAACUCACAGCCCCUCAGAGGUACACUGAUCUUGAUUCUCUCUUAGGUGAUCUGUAGACGAAGAACCUGUCAAUAGUUCUGUCCAUAGGUUUUACAGCUUGUAUUUAUUUGUAUCAUCUCUUUUGUCUAGGAAUGUAAAAGUGAUCCUAAAAUACCAUGUGUAAUAAAGAUUUAUUGCAUCUAUCAAAA